Messenger RNA from Trifolium pratense (red clover), 590 nucleotides. Its product is annotated as late embryogenesis abundant protein 6. NCBI's taxonomy places the organism in Eukaryota, Viridiplantae, Streptophyta, Magnoliopsida, Fabales, Fabaceae. The record is from RefSeq and is a predicted model, not a curated record. Gene Ontology annotation, biological process: embryo development ending in seed dormancy.
CCAUGCUCUAGAUUAUAAUGCAUAUAAAUAGUUCAUCGAUCUUAUGUACCUGUUGGUUAAACACUUCCAACUUAUAUUACAAGUGAUGCAAUCUACAAUGGAAAAACUGAAAAACAAGGCUAGUGCUGCUAAGGAACAAGCUGACAUCUAUAAAGCCAAAAUAGAGGAAAAGGCAGAGAAAGCAAGGGCAAGAACAAAGGAGGAGAAAGUGAUAGCACAUGAGCGUGCAAAAGCUAAGGAAGCUAAAGCAAAAAUGGAGCUACAUGAAGCUAAAGCAGAGCAUGCAGCAGAGAAGCUAAGUGCCAAACAAUCACAUUAUUAUGGUCACAAUGAACCCCCAGUUGGGGUUCAUCAGCCACAAAUGGUAGGAAAUCAACCUCUUGGGUCAAUUCCUAAGCCUGGAACCACUGCUCCAACUUAUCCACUAGGAGGAGGAAACCUUCCACGGAAUAAUCAGAUAUAGCAUAUAUAUGUUUGUGUUUUAAUGUAGAUAGUUCUUUUCAUUUUUUCCCCUGCAGGUUGGAAUUUAUCUAAUCUGGAUUCUUCUAUGUACUUGAGGAUGGUUUGUGUACUGUUAUAGAUUUUGUGUA